Haemonchus placei is the source of this 1296-nucleotide messenger RNA. The record is from the annotation of a GenBank genome assembly. Lineage: Eukaryota; Metazoa; Nematoda; Chromadorea; Rhabditida; Trichostrongylidae.
CCGUGCGCUGCGGAAGUGCUGUGCAGAAUUGAUCAAGGCCAGAUUGAAAAUGAACGACGUUUACUGGCACAACGUGCUGUUCCGCCUUACACCGGAUGUGUUACAGUGCACAUAAAGCUUGAGUAUUCCGGAAAAUGGGGUGAUACGAUCGCUGGAGUGCGACAGCUCUCCGCUGCGUUUUAUAUUGAAAUUGGGAAGUAUCUCAAAGCAAAACAUGGGCUAAUUGCUAUACCAACGGUGGAUCAGCUUUUCGUUGUGAAGGAUGGUGUUGUGUUCAAACUUGUGUUAGUACUCGACAAAGUAUUGAAAUUACUCGAGCAGCGUGUGGCUGAAGUGAAGGCAAGUGGCGCGACAAAAAUAGAAACGAGUGCGGAAGGACAGCGAUUAACAGCAUGGAAGAAGCAAUUCGUGAGCGAAGCAUUACUCCAAGCUUCUCUUCACUCGUUUGCCACGAAACAUUCCACAUUCGGAGAGACUGUUCAAAUAAUGAAAAGAUGGCUUUCAAUUCACUUUAUGACGGAUGCUGUACCACCCUUAGCGCUGGAGAUGGUCGUUGCUGCAGCUUUUGAACACCCGGUGCUACCACCACCCAGAACCUCGCUGUCAGCUUUUCGACGAGUACUACAGCUGAUCGUACGACAUAACUGGACAGCGAGGCCGCUUUUCGUUGACUUUGACAACGCCUGGAAUGAAGAGGAAAUCGCAAAGCUUGAGUCGAAUUUUGUGAAGAUGCGUCCGGUUCUGCCGCCUAUGGUGAUAAUUACGAAUGAAGAUCCAGUUGGGUCAAAAUGGACUCGUGAUGGACCAACUCCAUUGAUGCUGAAGCGGAUUAUAGCAUUGGCCACGUCGACGUUGAAGGUGCUUGAUAUGAACUACGAAAAUGAGAAACGUGUAGACAUCGAGUCUGCUCUCUCCUCUGUAGACAUGUCAAUCUAUGAUGCAAUAAUUGAAAUAUAUCCAAAAAUGGUGGUUCGUAAAGAUGCCAAAGAAGAGCUAUUGCAAAAUAUUAAGGCUUUACCUGUAGUGAACUUUGAUCCUGUGGAGGAGUUAGUUUACGAGCUGAACGCUCAUUUUCAACAUGUGGCGUUGUUCUUUUGGAAUCGUUAUGGUGGUGAUUGCAUCGGUCUCAAAUGGAAACCACACGAAUUGGAAGUUCCUGCUAAGAUAUCACGAUGUUGUUCGCAUUUUUCCAAGAGUCCUGGAGCAUCCAACCUACUGCUAAACAAAGAAGAGAUUUUGGAAGGAAUACGAAUUUUAGGAAGGGGGAUCGUCAAAGAUAUCCAAUGUAUAACAUAA